GCCUCUUUCGGUACUUUUACCACAAUGCCCAAACAACUAAUGCAGUGGACUCGCCGUGCAACCAAGCCGAUCAAGCCCCAACUCUCGCCAUCAGCGAAAUCAAACAACUCUCUUCCUUCCAUCCUCCUUCCACAAUUAAGACGGUGGAGUCGACAAUUUUGAAUGUUCCUCAUCCAAGGUCGGAAGGUUUCUGAGUUUUCCGAGCGUUAGAUAUAACCACAAGCUUCUCCUCAGCAGAAAGAAAUGGCUAUCCUGUAUGCCGUCGUGGCACGAGGUACGGUGAUUUUGGCGGAGUUCAGUGCCGUUACUGGAAAUACUGGCGCCGUCGUGCGUCGGAUCCUUGAGAAGCUGCCGAAUGAAGCAGACUCUAGGCUCUGUUUCUCUCAAGAACGCUACAUCUUUCACAUUCUGAGAUCCGAUGGCUUAACCUUCCUCUGUAUGGCUAACGAUACAUUCGGCAGGAGGAUUCCUUUUUCUUAUUUGGAAGACAUACAUAUGCGGUUCAUGAAAAAUUAUGGUCGAGUGGCCCAUUAUGCUCCUGCAUAUGCAAUGAAUGAUGAAUUUUCAAGAGUUUUACAUCAACAAAUGGAAUUUUUUUCCAGCAAUCCCAGUGCUGAUACCCUCAGCCGUGUUAGAGGUGAAGUAAAUGAGGUACGUACAAUUAUGGUGGACAAUAUCGAAAAAAUAUUGGAGAGAGGUGAUCGUAUUGAACUGCUUGUUGAUAAAACUGCAACAAUGCAAGAUGGUGCAUUCCAUUUCAAGAAACAGUCCAAGCGACUUCGUCAGGCUCUUUGGAUGAAAAAUGCUAAACUUUUAGCCCUGAUGACAUGCUUGAUCGUAGUAUUGCUAUAUGCAAUAGUUGCUGCUUUCUGCGGGGGAGUUACUCUAUCUUCUUGCAGAUCUUAGCUCACAAACGGGUAUGCUUUGAUAAAUAGAUUUGAACAUCAUUUGCGGGACUUUCAAAAUUGGAGAAUGGAUUCAGCGGCUUUGCACUAUAGAAAUCAUAAACAUAAAGUACCAAUGUUCAUAAAGCUGUAAACGUUCUAGAUUUGCCCUUUGUAAAUUCUUCUCCUGUGGUUGCAGUAUGUUUGUCGCUGCUGCUAUUGCUCCUGGAAAGCUUGUGAGUUUAUACUUCUACUUUUGACUCUUUUUUUCUUAAAGAAAAAUAUGCUUUGUAGAUUGCUUGAUGUUUAAUUGUUUAGUAAUGUUAUGUUUAUUAUUUGAAUGGAGUAUUUUGGUAUUUCAAUUGACAUUUUCACUUUUA
Molecule: messenger RNA, 1264 nt
Organism: Cucumis sativus (cucumber)
Lineage: Eukaryota; Viridiplantae; Streptophyta; Magnoliopsida; Cucurbitales; Cucurbitaceae
Product: vesicle-associated membrane protein 714
Exons: 4
Coding region: 244-906 (220 amino acids)
Biological process (GO): vesicle-mediated transport
Cellular component (GO): membrane
Source: RefSeq, a predicted model, not a curated record